AUGCCUAGCCAACCGCCCCUCCCACCCCUCCUCACUCCCUACGUAUCGUCUCUGCCGCCGUCGUCCCUCACAGUCCUAUCCUCAGUCCUCGGCGCAACAGGGAAUUGGCUAGUUCUUCGAUUUCUAUAUGCUGCCCUGAAUUCGUCUUCGACGUCAGACGCUGUUGCGGGCCUCAGCGACACUAACAAUGGGAGAAAGAGAAAGGUCGUGCUCGUGAGUUUUCUGCGGGGUUGGGAAUUUUGGAGGUCCGAGGCCAAGAGAUUGGGCCUCGACCUUGCCCGCCUCACAGACAAACGCCAGUUCGCCUUCGUUGACGGACUCUCCGAACUCUUCGCUGCUCCCCCUAGCACUUCGUCCCAAACACCAAUAUCACAAGCCUCACUACGAGGAACAGUGCUACCCCGGACAGUCCUGCCUCUCAGGUCGCAGCCCGGUCCCAUUCCCACGCGAGGACCGCAACCCGCCGCUCGGCCAGUCGCUGCCCCUCCGAACCCUCCAACAUCGAGAGAAGUCGGGCCAGUCAAGCGACUUCACCUAUCAGGAAAUGGGAAUGCAGCUUUGGAUGCGCUCGAGAAAGACAUUGCGGCGGUGAUCAAUGACCUGAAAUCAUCAACAUCCGGAGAUGAACAGGAAGAGCCCGAGGUUUUAUUGGUUCUCGAUCAACCGGAUCUGCUACUAGCCGCUACGGGCCCGAGCAGGGGCAUAGGCGCUACAGAGAUGGGAGAUUGGGUGAUGGGGCUACAACAGUACGCUCAUGCAACAGUCAUGACGGUGUCUUCAGACUCCCCGUUGAUCCACAAUGCUUCCGCAUCGGCACACCAGGGAGCAACUCCGCUGGAGACUGAGCAUGCCGCGUUUGCUAUCGGGUCGGCUCAUCGGGCGCACAUGGUUAUGCAGCUCCGAAACCUUGAAACGGGUGCCGCAAGGGAUGUCAGCGGUGUGCUGAGGGUCAGCAAAGGUGGCGCGUGGGGGCAAAAUGACAGCACCGAGGCCAGUAGUCACUGGGAAGAGAAGGAAGUUCUAUACUUUGUCCAGAGGGAUGGUGGCGUGAGCGUCUUCGGGCGAGGUGAAUAG
Molecule: messenger RNA, 1074 nt
Organism: Aspergillus niger
Lineage: Eukaryota; Fungi; Ascomycota; Eurotiomycetes; Eurotiales; Aspergillaceae
Exons: 3
Coding region: 1-1074 (357 amino acids)
Biological process (GO): tRNA wobble uridine modification
Cellular component (GO): elongator holoenzyme complex
Source: RefSeq, a predicted model, not a curated record